AUGAAUAUUCAAGGCCUAUUUGCUAUCCUCUUUUCUUGCAUUGUUGCUUCACAAGCUGAUCCUAUUUUUGACGUCCUCAAGUAUGGUGCUUCAGGGGAUGGCCAAACUGAUGAUACACAAGUAAGCUUUGUGAAAGCAUGGGAAGAUGUUUGCGAUUCAACAGAGGGAAAUCCAACCCUUCUGGUACCUAAGAGAAGAACCUUUGUAUUGCAACCUACGGUUUUCCAAGGUCCUUGCAAGUCUCCAUCCAUUAAUUAUCAAGGUGAUGACUGUGUGGUCAUUAAUGGAGGUUCCUACAUGAACAUUAGUGGCAUCUUCUGUGGACCUGGUCAUGGCAUAAGCAUUGGAAGCCUGGGAAUAGGUGGAACUCAUGGCGCAGUGGAAGAGAUCCAUGUCAGAAACUGCACCUUCACCAGAUCUUCAAGUGGAGCCAGAAUCAAGACUAGGGAGGGUGGAUUUCGAUAUGUUAGAAAGGUCAUUUAUGAGGACAUAAUACUGAAAGAUGUUCAACAGCCAGUGCUCAUUACCCAACACUACAAUAUUUCUCAAACAAAUGGCAACAAAAAGGCUAUAAAAAUCAGUGACAUCACAUACAGGAGUUUCAAGGGAACUUCAGCUUUCGAGGAAGAAGUCAAAUUGGAAUGUGACAAUGUUGUAGGAUGCACCAACCUUGUGUUGGACGACAUCAAAAUUACAUCGUCUAACCCUGAAAUGAAGACCAGAGCCACCUGCACAAACGCUCAUGGCAAAAGUUCUGCCACCAACAUUCCUCAAGUUUCAUGCCUUCUAAAGUGA
Molecule: messenger RNA, 795 nt
Organism: Prosopis cineraria
Lineage: Eukaryota; Viridiplantae; Streptophyta; Magnoliopsida; Fabales; Fabaceae
Product: probable polygalacturonase At3g15720
Exons: 5
Coding region: 1-795 (264 amino acids)
Biological process (GO): carbohydrate metabolic process
Molecular function (GO): polygalacturonase activity
Source: RefSeq, a predicted model, not a curated record